Messenger RNA from Diatraea saccharalis (sugarcane borer), 1501 nucleotides. NCBI's taxonomy places the organism in Eukaryota, Metazoa, Arthropoda, Insecta, Lepidoptera, Crambidae. The record is from the annotation of a GenBank genome assembly.
GCACCAGCAAGAUCUUGUAUGGAAGAAACUAGAGUAGUAACUAAGUGGAUACUGUAGAAAAUAAAAACAAAAUGGAGGACAUUGACUACUUAUCUUGGAAUCAGAACAACGUAAAUAAACGUAAAUAAAAUCAAUAAAUUAAAUAAAUUUUCUACGCGUCAAUGUGGUGUUGAAAAUUUAUUUCAAUCUCCACAUUCGACUUGGAUUUAUCAGCUUUAGAAGUCUCUUAGCCGGUUUUCAUUUGUUGUUGAUCAGCUUAAGUAUGGGUUUAACAUUUUAUAUUAGUAUGGAACCCUUGGAUGUAUUUUAUUGUAAAUGUGUUUUAUUUAAAUUUUAAUCAUAUAUAUAAAUUACUUCAUUAUUUAGUGUUAAUUUGUUUUAUAAAAGUAUAACUGACUACAAUUAUUAUGACGAAGAAAUCAUCAAGACGAGCACAGUAGAUUUUUUUUUAGCAAUAUUCCUGAAAACAAGGAUGAAAGCUUGCUAUCUUCCGCUGCCUCAUUACCUACCACAGAAGCACCUCAGUAUUCCUGGUUUAUCUUUUGUUUCUAUCAAGACAUACUAUAGACUCGGAAUUGCGGUUGAGGGCAAAACUUGUCCUGUUGUAAUCCGCUUUACUAGAUCUGAUGCUCUCAGAAAUGUAUGGAGAAGCAAGAGUAAACUUAAACGCUCCUUUGCAGUACUCUCUGAAUUUUUAACCAAAGCACGCCAGGUUUUGUUCCAAGACACUCUCAGGCACAUCGGUAUGACUAAUGUUUGGACAUUGGGAAGCAAUAUUUAUAUAAAAACACCGAAUGAUAGCCGUGUAAUGGUACAUACCCCUGAGGAUCUUCAGAUAUUAAAUAAGCAUCAUCAAAAAUGUGUGUUUGAACUCAGGUUCAAGUGCAACUAAUACCAAGGAUUCUUCGAAUGCUGUGUUGAAAUUGACUACUGUUAAGGCAAGACGCUCGCUUUAAACUUUAUUGGCAUUUACUUUUCAUAGUUAAUCUGCAGGUAGUUGUUUAAGGUGUGCUACUUUUUUUUUAAUGGCUUAUCUCUACAUUUUGCAUAAUUCUGUCAAUGUCAAGUGAAUAAAUUAAUUUCGACAUGAAAAAUUAAAAUGAAAUGAAUGAAUUAUUGAUGGCGAUUAUUCUUUUACUUCUAUAAUAUAUAUUUUUAAAUCUACUUAUUCUUAAGUUUAGACAAAAUUACAGUAAUAACCUCAGAAUAGCCAUUUUGUUAAAGUCGAAGAAACCUUUGUCCAUGUAGCUUAAUCUUAAACUAUUAUUUUUUGUUAGUAGCUGUCAAAAGUGAAAAGUUAGUUUUAAUUGUUGUUUAUAAUAAAUGAGCAAUUUUAAAUGAAAUUAAUGUUACUGAAAUAUGUAUUUCUACCAAUUGCAUAGUGCAGAUUGAUCUAUCUUUGUUAUAUUAAAUUUUACAAUUUUUAUAUUUGUGUCGAAUGUCUCAGGGUGGUCCAAAACUCAGAGUUUGCCUAGCUUGUUUCUCUAGAGAUAAUCUUAUU